Lytechinus pictus (painted urchin) is the source of this 4872-nucleotide messenger RNA. RefSeq names its product cysteine-rich PDZ-binding protein-like. Gene Ontology annotation, cellular component: dendrite. The record is from RefSeq and is a predicted model, not a curated record. Gene Ontology annotation, molecular function: PDZ domain binding; microtubule binding. Lineage: Eukaryota; Metazoa; Echinodermata; Echinoidea; Temnopleuroida; Toxopneustidae. Bases 370 to 672 code for a protein of 100 amino acids. Gene Ontology annotation, biological process: cytoplasmic microtubule organization. The transcript is spliced from 4 exons.
AGAACUCGGUGGGAAAAAUAAUUUCGCCCCCCGGGCGCGGCCCCUGUGAAUAUUGUGUCUCGCUCGCUCACAAAUUUUAAAAUUUUAACACCCCAAAAUCUACUGAGAUAUUGUUUGAAAAUUAAUUUGAAAAACACUCCAAGCAGCUUUUUCUAAAGUCUUUGUUUACAAGUACCAUGGCAUAUUCGGUUGUAUUCGAAAGAAUACCACUGACUGGUCAUCACUGGAGAAGACAAGCUCCUCGAGCGAUUUGAUGAAGUCCGCCCUCUAGCGAUUUGAGCAGCACAAAAUAUCUGACAAAACAAAUCGUCUUUCGCUCUUCCUGAAUAUUCGGCUUCUUGUCUUUCAAUGAAGUUUUGAUAGAUUAAGAUGGUGUGCGAGAAAUGUGAAAAGAAACUUGGGAAAGUAGUAACACCAGAUCCAUGGAAAAAAGGAGCAAGGAACACGACAGAGGGAGGAGGAAGGAAAGUAGGUGAAAACAAGCUUCUGACUGCCAAGAAAGCUCGCAUGAAUCCAUACACCAAGGAUUUUAAGAAGUGCAGGAUAUGUAAGCAGUCUGUUCAUCAGAUAGGAUCCCAUUACUGUCAAGCGUGUGCCUACAAAGUUGGUAUCUGUGCAAUGUGUGGAAAGAAGAUAAUUGACACCAAGAACUACAAGCAGUCAUCUGUAUAGCAUCUAUGUAGCCUCUGCAUGGAUUGGUGAGUGUCUUAAAUCAAAAUGUGACUUUGCUGCAACAAGUUGCUGCACAUGUUUUCAGAGAGUCUCCACUCUAUGUCCCACAACAUCAACCAGAACAGUCGGAAGAACGGUGGCGGUGACGACAGCAGCAGCAGACAUAAACAUGGAAAUCUGGUGUACUUCAUGGACACUGCUCAUGUAUGGAUUCCCUAAUGCUGAAAGUGGCAUUCUUCCUUAUAAGUACUUCAUCAGAAAUGAAAUAUGACAAUAAAUGAUUUUUAUGUUAGGACACUCAAUUAGAAGGUAGCUAUAUUAUUGACUUCUGCCAUCAUCGUGUGUCAUUUCCUGAUGGUGUCAUGUUUUCAGUGAGAUUUGGUACCUUGCACCACCCCAGAUUUCACCACAACCCGAUGAGAUUUCCAUAAAAGUACACCAUUGACACCUUCAUUGCCACAAAAAAAGAUGAGGGCUGAGACAAUGUUUAAAAGCUGUAAACCUAAAUAAUGAGUUGAGACUGUAUACAUUAAUGAAUUACAUUCUCCACUAAUUUCCUUUGUAUUUUCAUUCAAAUUAACAAAAGGUUUGAGAAACAUUGUUUUUAUUUUUACCAGGAUAAUGAUUGCAAUAGAAUAUUGGAAGAUCAAAACACUUUUGUAUUUACUAUCAAACUAUUUAGAGUGUAUAAUCUGUUAAUUAAAUAUGAUUUCAACUUACAGCGCAGUAAAAUGAAUUGUAAGGAGCUUGUAUACCCUGCCUUGGUUGAAGGUGGUAUUAUAUUGUGAAACCUGGAGGGUAUUUCAUAAAGCUGUUCAUAACUUAUGAAUGACAUUAUUAAUGACUGGUGACCAUUUCUUAUGCUGAAUGAUAUAUUGCUACCAUGCCUACGUAACUGACCUAGCACCUAAGAACAUGUUCCAGUUGUGCAUGAAGAAACUUUACAAACAGCUUUAUGAAACACUUGAUGUUCCACAAUUAUUACCCAAGCUUUAGCAUAGCUGUCAAUGAGGUGCUUUAGUAUAUCAAGGAAUAUAUUCCUGCCAGAUACCUACAAGUAUGUGUUAUAUCAAUGCUUUGCUAUGGGACCUUAGUGAUCUAGAUUCUGGACACAUAUCCACUUAACCACAUCUCUUUGUGUUUUACAGCUUGGUGUAGACAUGAGCUGAGGUAUUUAUAAGGCUCCCUUGAUUGGUUCAUACAUUUGCUAGUUAGCCCUCUUUCCAUGUAGUAUUUUCUGCAGGUUUCAUAAAAUACAGGUUAAACUACUCGAGAAUCAAUUCAAAUCAAUUGGGACCACAAAAUUAUGUUUGUGUAAGGUGAAAUAAUUUAGAAGAAGCAUAUAACAUGUUUGGUAUAACCUGGUCCAAAAAAUUGUUUAGACUUGGGUCAUUAUUCAACUUAAGGAAUGUAGACUUGACUAUAGUUGGAUGUGUGACCUUGUCCUCCAUUGAACUUGUGUUCUAAAGAGCGAGGCUAAGGUCAUUUACAUUGUAUUCCUAUGGUGAUCAUGAUCAAAAUUUUAAGUUGCCUAUAAUAAAAGCUCUUGACUUGCCAUUUGUUUCAUGAAACCAGGGCUUUGGGAGUUUCUAAUCUUGAGCAUCAUUAAAAUCUUAUUAUUAAUUCUUCUCUUUCCUCUCUUCUGAUAUAUUUUGAUUAAAUUAUCUGUUCUUUUCUUUACAAUUUACGAUGUAAUCUUGACCCACAUUGUGUAAAUAUUGCAAUAGAUUAUGUUUCACAAAUGAUAUUUGUUAUAGUUUCAGUUGUUUUAUUAUCUUUAAUACUAGUGGAAUUCUUUUCUUUUUACUUUUUGGGAUAUAUGUCAAUAUUUCAUGAUUUAUUAUCAUUUUAGUUGUAAUGUACAUGUAUAUGUAUAUCUAUGUCAGGUGCAAAUUCUGCUCGAUUAGACACAAUGGCUUGUAUGCUGUAGUCAGGUUUAAUUUUAACUCUGGUUUAAAGUUAUGGUUCAACUAUGAAUAGCCAAUAGUUCCAACAGGGCACAGGCCCUAAAAGUAGAGGUUCAAUGUAUCAGCUCAACUGACUAUCAAAGCAUUCUUAGUUCUUUGUGAAAGAUGAAUGAAAUAGUUGUUUUCUUCCUCACCAUCAAAGACUUAGGAAAGAGCACAGUAAAAAUAUACAGUGUAAACAAAGUUUUCAAAUUUUUGGCUUCCCAUAAUUUUAGCACAGUGUUAUACCAAGGUCUAGACUUCUGAAUAUGGGCCCAUGCCCCGUAUUCUCAAAAUACAUUUCAGCUGUACCAGGGUAAAAACCAUGGACAAAGCUUAUUUCAUCACGUACACUAAAAAAAAGUCCAAUUACAAAUUUACGCUUUUGGCAAAGGGCGCCUAAUUGCGGUAUAGCGCCCAAGUGCGUUAAUACAAGAAAUCUUUAUAGUACAUAGUUUUGUACUAUGGUGCAAUUAAAAACUUUUGAAAAUACAAACGAAUAGUUUUGAGGGGCUGACUAUUGUGCACAAACAAUAUUGCCCCAGACAUGGUAUUGCAACUGCAUCCAACCCACAAGCGGUAAACUGCCAAUUCGCCAUUUGCCAACUCGUCCACUCAUCACAUCGUCUACCUUCAUUCAGUCUAAUGCUAUUCCGUCCAUCAACAUUUCACCUAACAACCAGUUGGUCCAAUAAUCAUUUGGUCCAAUCAUCACUUCGUCUAAUCCCCAUUUCCUCUAUGACCAUUUCGUCUCAUAACUAGUUGGUCUAAUAUUCGUUUUAUUUUCAUUCAUUUUGUCCAAUUAACACUUAGUCCAAUUAGACCAAAUGGUAUAUGGACCAAAUGGCUAUUGGACUGACCGGUUAUCAGACAAAAUGGUGAGUGGACGAAAUGGCAAUUAGACGAUGUGGAUAUUGGAAGAACUUAUGGUAGACCAAAUGAUAGUAGACGAGUUGGUAAUUGGAUGAAUUGGCAUUGGACCAAAUGAAAAUAAACCCCCAAAGGCACAUACUACAUAAUAAUUGCCAAUUAGACAAUUUAGACAACUUGUAAAUUGAUGUAUAUAUAUUUUUUAUUACUCUUGAAGUCUAUUAAUUGGAUCUAUGAAAAUAAAUAUCUGUACAAUUGUACAUAUAAACAUGAUAAUAUGUUUGCAUUGGUGUCUGUGCUGUAACAUUUACAGUUAAACUUAAAUGUACACAUUCUUACAACACAACACGAGAAAUCACUUUCAUUUACAACGUUGAUCUUUAGAAGGGUUCACCCUGAGGUCAAGUUAGUUUGAAUUAAAGAUGAAAAUGAAAGAAACAUACUAAUGAAGGUGUGGGGGAAAUCCAUUGACAAAUUACAGAGAUGUGAAUUCCAAGGUUGUAAGUUCAGGACAUCACAUACAGCUCCCCUUUUGUCAUGUGAUAUGAAUUCCAUAAAUUGAUACUGCAUAGUUCAUGUUGAUUAAAUAUGUUUAAUAGAGCAUAUGAAAUAAUUUGCCUAAUUUUAGAUUGAAGGCACCAAUCAAGUUAAUUUGAAUUCCAGACAAAAUUGUCACUGUAUGUAUGGAAUUUAUAAAUGGCACAAUGGGGAUGAUGUUUGUAUGUGACAACACAAAAUUUUCAAACCCAUUACCGUUACUCUUUGACAGAGUUUUAUUAAACCUUCAUUAAUAUGCUUCUCUCGUUUUUUUCCUUUUCUUAAAACCAACCUGCCUAAGGUUGGGUUUUCUGAAUGGUAAAAUAUCACAAUGAAUGAAUAGUAUUCUCUUUAUUACAACAGACUCCCAGUAGAUUAGGAUUUUGAAGGCAUGUAGUCACAUAGGAAUAGUGGGCUGUUUUAUAAAGAUAUUUCCAAGUUAAACAUGACUUUAAAGCACCACUGGUGACCCUUUCUUGAGCUACAUGAUAUACCCCAAAUGUUCUUUGCUUUGAAAGAAUUGGAGCACAUGUCUCAUAAAACUGAUUUCAGAUGAUUGUGAAUCUGAUUUAACACCCAAGAAAGGAUCGACAGUCAUGCCUCAAGUCAUGUAUAACUUACAAGUGGCCUAAUGAAACACCACACUGUUUAAACCACAGUUUGAAUCUUGUUGGCUAUAGGUCGCCAAAUCCAACUGUUCCCAUCUAUACACUAUGUUUCUAACGUUCACUGGACCUUUAACCUUGAGAAUGUUUUCUUAGGUUUUAUCUCAGCAAUUUCAAAUUUCUAGGCUGUUCGUAUUUUGAAAUCACAUUGGUACACAAAAUAAAUGAUUGCGAAAUUUCAA